AUGGCUGAGCCUAUUCGAAACAAGCGAUCGGACGUGUCCACUGCGCCCACACCGCAGAACACGCCGGCUACCAACGCUCCCAUAUCCUCCCGCGCCCAGCAGCCCGGCGUGGCCAGCAUCAAAGAAGAUGACAUGGAACGAGCGGCUGCCGCCUCUCUCCUGGCGCAAAACCCAAAGCUCGUGCAGAUGAUCCAAGGGCGGCUCGGCUCUCUCAUUGGACAGUCUUCUGGAUACAUCGAGUCCCUCCCCGCCCCCGUCCGCCGUCGGGUCUCGGGCCUGCGAGCAAUUCAGAAGGACCACGCCAAGCUGGAAGCCGAGUUCCAGGAAGAGGUGCUCCAGCUUGAGAAGAAAUACUUCGCCAAAUUCACUCCCCUGUACGAGAAGCGAGCUGCCAUCGUCAAUGGCAAGGUUGAGCCCACAGAGGAGGAAGUCAAGAGGGGAGACGAGGACGAGGAAGAGUCAGGGCGGGAUCAGGCCGAGGCCGCUGGCGAGGCUUCGCAGCCUGCUGAUGACGUGUCUGAGACCGUCAAGGGCAUUCCCGAGUUCUGGCUAUCCGCCAUGAAGAACCAGGUGACGCUUGCGGAAAUGAUUACCGACCGCGAUGAGGCCGCCCUCAAGCACCUCGUUGACAUCCGAAUGGAGUACCUUGACAAGCCCGGCUUCCGUCUCAUCUUCGAGUUUGAAGAGAACGAGUUCUUCUCCGACAAGAUCAUUACCAAGACCUACUACUACCAGAACGAGAGCGGCUACGGCGGCGACUUCAUCUACGACCAUGCCGAAGGCCACAAGAUUGACUGGUACCCCGGCAAGGACCUGACCGUCCGCAUCGAAGCCAAGAAGCAGCGAAACAAGAACACCAAGCAGACCCGAAUCGUCAAGAAGUCGGUGCCGACGGAAUCCUUCUUCAACUUCUUCUCCCCUCCCAAGCCCCCCACCGAUGAUGCUGAUGCAGACGACGAUGUUGCCUCUGACAUUGAGGAACGUCUGGAGCUGGACUACCAGCUUGGUGAGGACAUCAAGGAGAAGCUGAUUCCUCGUGCUGUCGAUUGGUUCACUGGCGAGGCUCUUGCCUACGAAGAGUUCGACGAGGAUGACAUGGAGGGCGCGAGGACCACGAUGAUGACGAGGAGUCGGACGAAGAUGUGA
Molecule: messenger RNA, 1146 nt
Organism: Trichoderma citrinoviride
Lineage: Eukaryota; Fungi; Ascomycota; Sordariomycetes; Hypocreales; Hypocreaceae
Product: NAP-domain-containing protein
Exons: 5
Coding region: 1-1146 (381 amino acids)
Biological process (GO): nucleosome assembly
Cellular component (GO): chromatin; nucleus
Molecular function (GO): chromatin binding; histone binding
Source: RefSeq, a predicted model, not a curated record